Messenger RNA from Struthio camelus australis, 497 nucleotides. The record is from RefSeq and is a predicted model, not a curated record. Lineage: Eukaryota; Metazoa; Chordata; Aves; Struthioniformes; Struthionidae.
CUGUUUAAGUACAAAUGAUGCUGUGAUAUUUGAACUUUGUUGUGAACACUGAACCUUAAACUAGUGCUACUUUAUUUUUCCAUCAUUCAGGGAUUAAAAAAUGGUGCAGCGCCUGACCUACCGCCGUAGGUUGUCCUACAACACAGCUUCCAACAAGACCAGACUGUCCCGAACACCUGGGAACAGGAUUGUUUACCUUUACACCAAGAAAGUAGGGAAGGCACCAAAGUCAGCAUGUGGUGUGUGCCCAGGAAGACUUCGUGGUGUUCGUGCUGUGCGUCCUAAAGUUCUCAUGAGGCUUUCAAAAACGAAGAAGCACGUUAGCAGAGCCUACGGUGGUUCUAUGUGUGCUAAAUGUGUCCGUGACAGAAUCAAACGAGCUUUUCUUAUCGAGGAGCAGAAGAUCGUUGUGAAAGUGCUGAAGGCACAAGCACAGAGCCAAAAGUCGAAGUGAAUCUAUUUGUAUUUUCUGCCCAAUAAAUGAAAGUUCCGCUUUU